AUUGAUAGCUAAUCAAUGGCACUGUUUAGUGUAUUUUUCUUCUUGUUUCUUGCUUCCUCAUCUGUGAGUGCCGCUCCUUGUAACCCUCUUUGUUUGCAUAAAAGCAAGGCUGGUUAUUACCCUUUAUCUAAAACUGGAAUCAGCUCUGGAGCAUGUGGAUAUGGUUCACUAGCUAAAGGCUUCAAUAAUGGAUACAUUGCUUCUGGUAUUCUCUCCUUACUAGGAGAUGAGGGUAUUGGCUGUGGAUCCUGCAUACAUGUAACCUGCAAGAACAAGACACUAUGCAGAGGAAGAGGUACUGAUGUGGUUCUCACCAGUAGCCUUACACAGACGAAAAACAAUGCAGAUACGGAUUUGAUCCUUAGCGACAGAGCUUAUAUUUCAAUGGCUGCCAAGGGUAAAGCCAGAGAGCUCUUAGCACUCAAAACUGUAGAUGUGGAUUACAUAAGGGUACCCUGUGAAUACAAGAGCCAGAAUUUGUCCGUGAGAGUAGAUGAAAGCAGCAAGAAACCGGAUCAUUUAGUACUUACAUUCCUCUACCAAGGUGGUCAAACAGGAAUUCAUCUAGUCACAGCUUAUGCACAAGAUAACUUUACUAGGAUCGAGAGAGAUAUGGACCACAAAUAUGGAGCAGUCUGGGAAAUGAACAAGGCUCCUCAAGGAAGUCUAAGUUUUAGGUUGUUUGUAUACAAUGGAUAUGAUCGAUCUUUUGUAUUUUCCAACAAAGAUGUGCCCGCUGACUGGAAAGUCGGAAAGAUUUAUGAUUUGGGUGUUCAAAUGAAUGACCAGAUGGAUAAGCGAGAUGGUUGCACCCCUAAUUGUACUGAUUGAUCAGUACGGUUUAAUGU
Papaver somniferum (opium poppy) is the source of this 848-nucleotide messenger RNA. RefSeq names its product expansin-like A2. The record is from RefSeq and is a predicted model, not a curated record. Bases 16 to 831 code for a protein of 271 amino acids. Gene Ontology annotation, cellular component: extracellular region. The transcript has 4 exons. Lineage: Eukaryota; Viridiplantae; Streptophyta; Magnoliopsida; Ranunculales; Papaveraceae.